Messenger RNA from Bipolaris oryzae ATCC 44560, 2265 nucleotides. RefSeq lists its product as uncharacterized. The record is from RefSeq and is a predicted model, not a curated record. The transcript is spliced from 5 exons. Lineage: Eukaryota; Fungi; Ascomycota; Dothideomycetes; Pleosporales; Pleosporaceae. The coding region runs from base 1 to 2265 and encodes 754 amino acids.
AUGACGACUCCACGGCCGCCUCCCGCGAAAGCUCCUAGCGAAAGGAUGAAGUCAGCGAUUCUCGCGUUGCAGGAUGACGAGGAAUUUGCAGAGCGCGCACAACAACCUACCACUGAAUCCAGGCUUUACGACAAAGAUGCUCCGAGUACGAUUCAAAAGCGAAAGCAAGCCAGAGACAACUAUGUCAUGUUUUGCCAAGUAUUCUAUGGUGAGACUGAUGAGGUAGCUAUGUUUGGUACUACAACAUUGAUUGAUCGCGUAUGUCGAUUCAUAGAGGGCAUGGCGAAGGCUUCGAAAGGCAUACUUCAAGAAAAAGCGAAGAUUUCAACAUUAAUUCAGUAUCGUCAAGGUCUCGAAUGGUGGAUCAAAAUCUUAACUACAAGCUUCGCCACCAUCAAAAGCGAAUUCAUGAGUCGUGUUACGCGGCACACCCACAUGAUCGCGCAGAAGUUCCAGCUGUCCACUGAGAAUCGUGUAAAGAACAACCUGGGAGCGCUUGAGGUAGAGUUAUUCUUCAACCAGAUCAUGCUUGAGAGCAAGAGGAUUGCGAACUGGAAGCAACACUAUGUGGCCUGGGUGUUAGCCUUCAUUACUGGCGCUCGACCUGGGUCGUUCACAGUCUCAUCGCGUUACCGUCAAGGGGCUCCCAUGGGUGGUGCAGUCAGCGACAGUCUGCUUCCUCGCACUGAGUCACAUACUCUUCGAUGGUCCGACGUGGUAUUCGAGCGCAUGACAGAAGACAUUGCGUGUAGCAUUACCUUCCGCUUCAACAAGGGAUAUCAAGAUCCGUACAGGAGAACCUACGUUGAAGGUAGGCGACAUUGGUUCUUUGCCCCAAAACACCAAGCCCUGCAUCUGGACGUCAGUAUCCUGAUGUUCUUGUUGGCUUUUGAGCGUGGCCUAUUUGUAGAGUCACUUGACGACCUACUCAAUGGAACGGCGCGAUUCAUCAAGAAGAAUUCAGUAGUCGACAAGCAAGCGGUGUUUGUAUCUGCCGACAAGAAUGGUGACCUUGUUCCAACGAAGGAUAUGGGUUAUGGUGCACUUAACCCGAAGCUACGAGAGAUGUGUCAGAUUGUCGGCCUUUUCGAAUACAACAAUAUGUACGCCUUUCGACGCGAAGCAGCGACCGUCACUAAGCAUACGCAUGGUCUGGCAAAUGCCCAGGAACUGCUGAACCACCUCCCUAGCGCCCAGAAUGCGUACUACCUCCACUAUGAUCACCAAGGCUUCGGAAUGCGCGAUACGACUGCAUUCCGACUAGGCGGACCUAGGCUAUCAGAAGAAGACAUCCGGAAAUAUUUCUCUCAGGCUGUCUCGGUAUAUAAACCUAGAGAGGGCGAGAAACUCCCGCGAGAAGAGCUCAAGGCUCGUGUUGAGGACCGACUAAUAGAUCAUGAGGAGUUCCUUGCCCUAGAGGAAACACUGGAGAACAUCCUUACUGAACGUCAUCAAGCUCUGCAGGCUUUGGGACGCUUAGAUGCAGGAGAAGUCUACAGCUAUUCUCCAAGGAAUGCCGCCAAUUACAAAGCGCUUAUGACUGAAGACGCUGUCAAGACACAGCCCAGAGUUGCUGAUCUGGUCAAAAAAAUAGACAAGCACUCUGCGUACCGCAAGACUAGAAGACGCGACAUUCGUAUAGCGCUCGAGAAGGAGGUCAUGGAAGCUAUGAAGAUGGACGCUCGUAGCCGCCAACAAAUCAUCGAUCUGGGUGCACCUGGAGCUAGUGCUGCUGCUGCUGAUGAUGAUGAUGAUGAUGAUGAAGAUCUAAGCUACGCUACUAUGGCUGGUAGAGACGACGAGCCUGAUUACUGGAGAGCCGUUCCAGAGGGUGAGACGAUCGUUGUUGCAGGUGACGAGGAGACCGAGCACGAUCGAAAUAUGCGACGUAACUUCAUCAACCAAUGGAUCAGUCACAAAGACUCCGAUGUCAAGAAAUCAGGCCUCAAGUACUACCUGUGUCGACUAGGUCCUACCAUGACUCAAGCUCAAAAGGAUAAGAAGUGGAUCCUCGCAAAGUACAACACACACCUAAAGAGCGAGACACAUACUAGGAAGGAGCAACUCCGACGGGCAUUCAAGAUCAUGCAAAAAGAGAGCGGCGACAAUAAAGCGGCUUGUCCCCUGUGUGACAAUCGUGAAUACACGAGGGCAGACACCUUCAUAGGCCACGUAGAGACGGCACAUUCGGAGCAACUCUUUUCUAAGAGAACGCUGACUCGUACUACUCGACUCGCAUCUAGCAGAGAAGAUGGUACUGGGUAA